Messenger RNA from Pleurotus ostreatus (oyster mushroom), 1557 nucleotides. It is a transcript of the gene CAP59, whose product is annotated as capsular associated protein. NCBI's taxonomy places the organism in Eukaryota, Fungi, Basidiomycota, Agaricomycetes, Agaricales, Pleurotaceae. The record is from RefSeq and is a predicted model, not a curated record. The transcript has 3 exons. The coding region runs from base 1 to 1557 and encodes 518 amino acids.
AUGGAGCGUAGUCGCAGUGCAGCUGGCGAAAUCCCCACCACAAUCCUGCAACAAUUACGCAGGAUCCCGACGCCGCUUGCAUUACUGAUUGGCAUUAUAUUCGGGUUCAUUGUUUCACGAUUCCAGCCGACUUUCUUUUCUACAAGCCCGAUUGCGUAUACGAAAUCCCGCCAGCAAACCCGCCAGCCGAUAGCUUUGCCGACCCUCGAGCAGCGACUCCGGGUACUCGACCUCGUCACGUCUCUGUCGCCACAUUAUACGAAGGAAUGCACUCGCAACUCCCAGCCAAUGUACUGGCAACAGACAUACGAGCGAUAUGCCCCAUUAAUAGGCCACAAGUCUCCGAAGAACCCGUCCUGGUUUUCCUCGGUUUUCACAACGUCUUCUGCUCAGCAACCACUGUAUGCUCGUAACAAAGCUAGCGACCAGGACUUGACCGAGCAUAAAUACUUCUUCGCUAUUAACCUUUAUAACUCGUUCGACGUAAUCCCUGACCUCUUCGCAACCCUCUUUCGCGUCGCGGCAAUCCUCGGAUACCACAACGUCUUCAUUUCCAUAUACGAGAACGGUUCCACCGAUCAAACGAAGGCCUUGUUGCGCAUAUUCGAUGCUUUGACCCGUUCACUCGGCAUGCGCAUUACUAUCCGAACCUCUCAGCGCACACGUGGUGCCUUCAAUCAUCGUAUUGAAUAUCUUGCCGAGGUGCGAAACGCUGCGUUUGUCCCUUUGCACGAGCUCCGCGAUUCGGAGGGUGAAUACUUUGACUCCAUCAUCUUCAUGAACGACAUCCUCCCCUGUGUCGACGACCUUCUGGAGCUCGUCUGGCAAUCGAGGAACAACAACGCGGGUAUUACAUGUGCAGCCGAUUAUAUGUAUCAUGACGAAAUCCAGGCGCCUGUAUUCUACGACAACUGGGUGGCCCGCGAUAUCAAUGGAACCGCUUUAGAAAACGCUCCCUUCGAAAGUAUCUUUCACCACGCAGAUUCCUCCAUGCGCUUCCAGCGUCAUCUCCCAGUACAAGUGCAGAGUUGUUGGAAUGGUAUCGCCGUUCUCGAUCCGGCACCAUUCUAUGAGCCUCCUCAUGUGCGUUUCAGAAUGGCGCGGAUUACCAACGGUGAAUGUAGUGCCAGUGAGUGUAGUCUAAUUUGCAACGACUACUGGGAAGCAGGCUACGGGCGAAUUAUGAUGGUCCCUAGAGUGAAAUUGGCCUACGACAGACGCGUGUUCGACAUCAUCCACCCGGCCCGUCGUAAUCUCACCGCUAUUCGUGGGUUCAAGCGACUAGGCGGCCUUCCAGACAAUCCUCGCACUGACCCGCAAGAUCGCGCAUGGUUUGGUCCUCACGAUCGUCUCUUCACCGAGGAGGAAGGUGAGCCGCUGGUCUUCGGUCCAGGUCCCGAAUACGUUUGGUGCUGGGGUUGGGACGGUGCUGGUGAUCUUGACGGACCAGACGUCGACCCUAUCUGGGAGCGCAUGCCUAACGCGUCGACUAAAGCCAGCGCAGUGAAAUUGCGACAUGACCGUGGUAUGGCAUCUGUUCCUGUAGUUGGCUUGUAA